Messenger RNA from Trematomus bernacchii (emerald rockcod), 2152 nucleotides. It is a transcript of the gene tlx1, whose product is annotated as T cell leukemia homeobox 1. Gene Ontology annotation, molecular function: DNA-binding transcription factor activity, RNA polymerase II-specific; RNA polymerase II cis-regulatory region sequence-specific DNA binding. Gene Ontology annotation, biological process: regulation of transcription by RNA polymerase II; animal organ development. Gene Ontology annotation, cellular component: nucleus. NCBI's taxonomy places the organism in Eukaryota, Metazoa, Chordata, Actinopteri, Perciformes, Nototheniidae. The record is from RefSeq and is a predicted model, not a curated record.
UGGAGCGUUGCUUUCCUGCAUACACACCGAAAAAACACACAUACGCACACACAAACACUCGGUAGAUAACGACAGGAGCUCGUGCAGAAUAAACCCAGACGUUGAGUCCUGGGAUCGGCGCGUGGAGCAAACUCUGUUCCUCGCGCCGGAGCUGGGGACUCGCACAGCGGAGGCCAUGGAUCACACCGGGAUACCGGGGGCGCAUCUGCAGGAGCACCCGCACGCGGAGCCCAUCAGCUUUGGCAUCGAGCAGAUCCUCAGUAUGGAGAGCUGCAUGCUGAGCGCGAGGAUGCAAGAGCAGGACUAUGGGCACGGGGCCUACAACAACAGCGACGCGAACGGUGGCGGCUACAUGUACAGUAACACCGGAUAUAACGGCACCAGCAGUGCGUGCGGGAUGGCUUCCCUCGGCUCGGCUUAUCACAUGAACAUGGGCGUGAAUUCGAACGGGCCUAACGUUACUUCUGCCGGGCAUGGGGUCAUCCGGGUCCCGGCACACCGACCCCUGAGCUGCGGGAGCUCUGCGGGGUCCGCGCCGCCGGGUGCCGGGAACAUCAGCCUGAGCGCGCUCACCUUCCCCUGGAUGGAGAGCAACCGGCGCUUCACCAAAGACAGGUUCACAGUGUCCCUGUCCCCCCUUACUGUCACCCGUCGUGUAGGUCACCCGUACCAAAACAGGACCCCCCCAAAGAAGAAGAAGCCGCGGACGUCGUUCAGCCGGCUGCAGGUGUGUGAGCUGGAGAAGCGCUUCCACCGGCAGAAGUACCUGGCGUCCGCGGAGCGGGCGGCGCUGGCCAAAAGCCUGAAGAUGACCGACGCUCAGGUCAAGACCUGGUUCCAGAACAGACGCACCAAAUGGAGGCGGCAGACGGCGGAGGAGCGCGAGGCGGAGCGGCAGCAGGCCAACCGGAUCCUCGUGCAGCUGCAGCAGGAGGCCUUCCAGAAGACCAUCACCCAGCCAGUGGCCCCGGACCCGCUGUGCCUACAGAACAGCUCUCUGUACGCCCUGCAGAACCUGCAACCGUGGACCGAGAACACCGCCAAGAUCAACAGCGUGUCGGCCUGCGAGUAGACUGAGCCAGCGGCCGGGUCUUACCACGGAUAGGGGGCAGAGACCCGGCCCGCAGCUGCUGAGGAGCUCCCCUUCUCGGCGGGUCUCUCCGCCGCUCUGCAGCCUCUGCUGCUCCCAGGACAGACUUGCCUGCUUCGGCCUGCUUCGGCCCGCUUUGGCCUGCACCACACUUGACAUUUUGGAAAUAUUUUGGAGACAUCAAGAAGAACAUUAUGCUCCAUAAAAUUGCGCGAGAUGACCAGGACAUAGGCUACUUACUUCAAUGAUGAGUUGUAUUAUAUUUGUAUAACUGUAGGGACUUGAUGUUUCAUAAUCAGCAUAUUUUCAUCUGUGUUCAUCAGCUGAUCAUUCAGAGGGCUCCACAGGCUUUACAUUAAAAGACAAAUCGUAUAGACACAACUAGGCUACUUGACGCCUAAUGUUGAAAAUGUGUACUACAUUCUCCAACACCUCUCAAGCUCAUUUAAAACAAAUGGUUGUUUUCUUAUUUCUCUCUGACACUGCGUUUCUGCUUAUUUGCGUGACUGUGUUUGACGGUCAUACAUUUUGGACACUGAACAUAUUGUGUCUGCUGGGUUUGACAAAAUACAUGUUCAUGUCAUGUUACAUAGGCUACCCUAUAUUCUCACGAGCUAGAGGGAAAUGUAGUUUGAGCAGCUCACAGAUGCUGACUGAGCGAUGUUCGGAUCAUCCACAGAAACACAAAGAGCCUCGCUGCAUUAAAUAUGUCACGUGACCCUUGUUCACAGCAGCAGAGAGAGGACCAGCUACUAGCAAACACUAUCAGACAGAUCCUGCACAUUCGCAUAACUUUCAACUUCAUUUGGAAAAACGAGAGCAUGAAGCUGUAAAGCAGAAUAUUGACUGUUGCGAUGUGAGUCUGAAACGUGCACUAACAGAGGUAUGUCCACGUGGAGCUCUGCAUAUCACCGAGUCAGCAGAGCUCGUUCCCCAUGUGUGUAGAGACUGCUGUCCUGACUGCUGUUCCUCAUGUACCAUAUUGUGUGUUUCAUAGGUGUUGUGCACCUCAAACUCAUCUGUUAUUGUUUGCAUUUUUACUCAGACGUCCCAUUAAACAUA